Molecule: messenger RNA, 2343 nt
Organism: Ziziphus jujuba (common jujube)
Lineage: Eukaryota; Viridiplantae; Streptophyta; Magnoliopsida; Rosales; Rhamnaceae
Product: BOI-related E3 ubiquitin-protein ligase 1
Exons: 4
Coding region: 830-1927 (365 amino acids)
Molecular function (GO): ubiquitin-protein transferase activity
Source: RefSeq, a predicted model, not a curated record
CAAUCCCACGAGAAAAUUUAAAAAAAAAAAAUUAAAAAAAAAAAAAAUAAGAAACAAAGAAUAAGGUGUCUCUCUCUUGGACUGAUUCGUUUCAAUCGCAUCUAUCUCUUCCUCCCUUUGCUAUUCUUUCUCUAUAACUUUUUUUCUCUCUCUAUCCAUGUCAUAAGGAGAUUAUAUAUAUACAUAUAUAUAUAUAUUAGCCAAAAAAAAAAAAAAGCAUAGGAAAGGAAAAAGUAGGUGAAAAAACAAAACUAAGUGCAUGAAAAAGAGAGAGAAAAUUGUAUGAAGGUUAAGAAAAAAAUGGUGGUGGUGAUGAAGAUGGUGGAGAUGGUGGUGGUGGUGGUGGUCUCUCAACAGACAUAAUUCAUUAAUUACUAUUAUUUUUUCUUGAUUCCCUUCUCUCUCUAAAAAGUAUCUCUCUCUCCUCCCAUUUUUUUUUUCUGUGAUAUAUAUAUAUAUCAACACACUCUUUAUUUUCUCUCUUAUUUCUCUCAUAGAAGAGUCCGCCUUAGAGACUUUGAAGAGAAGGGCAUCUUCUUCCCUCUCUUUCAUGCUUCUUAUGUGGUAGCGUUUAUUGUUUUGUCCCCUCCUUUCACAUUUUGCUCCCUUUCUCUCUCUAUCUCUAUUCCUCUUAAGUUUUCCCACAAUCUCUUUUUUUUCUUUUUUUUCUUUUUUUUUGCUUUUACCAAUAACCCUCUCUCUCUCUCUCUCUCUCUCUCUGACACCCUUCUCUUAUUUCAUAUACAUAAACAUCCCGGCACAUUCAUUUCCAUCACAAUCCCUAUUCCUCUCUUUUGUGCGUUAUUCUUCCAUUAUAUUUAUCAUAUUAAUGGCUGUUCAAGCUCAAUACCCUUCUAAUGUUCUCCUUCUAAAUAGAAACGGACAAGAAGGGCAUGAUUAUUCGUUACAACCACAACCAGGAGGAUUUCUUGAUCAAUCUCCUAUGAUAUUCAACAAUGGCGGAGGUGGUGGUGGUGGUGGCGGUGGUAACCAAAGGAAAAGAGGAAGAGAAACUUCAACUGCUACUGGAAUUACAGCUCCAAUCAAUACCAAUAACUUUUCUUUGCAACAACAAUCUCAAAAUCAUCAUCAUCAUCAUCAUCCUCAGCUUAUCGACCUCUCUCAGCUCCAUAAUCACCAACAACAACCCAAUGUGGUCUCCACUGGAUUACGAUUAUCCUUCGGUGAUCAACAACAACAACAACAACAAUUACAACACCAUCACAAUCAUCAUCAUCAUCAACAACAACAACAACAUAAUAUCAGCCACUCAUCUGCUUUGUUAUCUGUAUUAGCAGAGGAUUUUGCUUCACAAAUCAAACAACAAAAAGAAGAAAUCGAUCAAUUCCUUCGAGCCCAGGGAGAGCAGCUACGGCGCACAUUAGCGGAGAAAAGGAAUAUGCACUACCGUACGCUUCUGGGCGCAGCGGAGGAAACGAUAGUACGGAGGUUGAGAGAGAAAGAAGCGGAGGUAGAGAAAGCGAGCCGCCGAAACGCCGAGUUGGAAGCACGGGCGGCGCAACUUAGCAUCGAGGCGCAGGUUUGGCAAGCGAAAGCGAGGGCACAGGAAGCAACAGCGUCGUCUUUGCAGGCACAGCUACAGCAGGCUAUAAUGAGCGGAGGUGUGGUGGGUGCGCAGGAUAGGAGAGGUGGGGUUGAGGAUGCUGCUGGGCUAGGAUGCACUGUGGGCGCAGCGGCUGAUGGAGGCCAACAAGCCGAGGAUGCCGAGUCGGCCUAUAUUGACCCGGACCGAGUCGUCGUGUCGGGACCGAGUUGCAAAGCGUGUGGGAAGCGAGUCGCUUCGGUGGUUCUGUUGCCGUGUCGGCAUCUAUGCCUAUGUACAGAAUGUGACCAAGUGGUUCAGGUUCAGGCUUGCCCACUCUGCCUCUCUAUGAGAAAUUCGAGUAUUGAAGUUUUUCUCUCCUAGGCCCUAAGCCCAAACCCAAUGCUGGAAGCCCAACGGUAUAAUUAAAAAAAAAAAAAAACUUUUUUAUAUAAUAUUAUAUAAAAAAGAAAAAAAAAUCAAUAAUAUUAAGCAUAAUAAAAAUCACAUUCCCUCUCCUUUGAAUUUUGGUUAUUUUUUUUUUUUUGGUGGGAAAAGAUUCUCAUAGCUUGAUGGUAUUUCCCAAAAGCUCAAAUUUUUUUCUUUUUUUCUUUUUUUGGGUUUUAUUUUCUUGGUUCCUUCCCUUCCCCCUCUUGGAGUGAAUUUUCACCUAGAGGUAAUGUACAUGGCCACGUGGGUAGUGGAAUUGUUCUUUUUCAUUUUCCUUUUUUCUUUUUUUGUGAAAUUAAAUUCUUAUAUAAAUUCUUUUAUUUGAUAUAUAUACAGUCUUUUCUUGUAUA